AGGUCUGGGGUUCAGCAUCGCCGGCGGGAGGGGCAACCAACACAUUCCAGGGGACAACGGCAUCUUCGUCACCAAGAUCAUCGAGGGCGGGGCCUCGGAGCAGGACGGGCGGCUGGCAGUCAUGGACCGGCUCAUCGCUGUGAACGACCACGGGUCUACUGGUGAGCCGCCGUCUGCUACAAGGCCAAUGUCCACCUUCCGACCGCCCACCCCGCCCCCACCAAAGGCCAGCGUUUCAGACGAGGAACCACCCAGGGAUCCAAGAAAAAUAAUUUUAAAGAAAGGGUCAACUGGGCUCGGAUUUAACAUUGUCGGAGGAGAAGAUGGAGAAGGAAUUUUUGUUUCCUUUAUUCUCGCUGGAGGGCCUGCAGACCUCUCCGGUGAACUGCGACGUGGGGACCAGAUCAUUUCUGUGAACGCCACAGAUCUGAGACUGGCCACCCACGAGGAGGCGGCGCAGGCCCUCAAGCGAGCCGGGGACACUGUGGACAUUGUGGCCCAGUACAGGCCUGAAGACUACAACCGCUUCGAGGCCAAGAUCCAGGACUUGAGGGAGCAAAUGAUGAACACCAGCACGGGCAGCCUACGCACAACACAGAAGAAAACUCUCUAUGUCAGAGCUCUGUUUGACUACGACCCGAGCAAAGACUCUGGCCUGCCCAGCAAAGGCCUCCAGUUCCACUACGGUGACAUCCUGCAUGUGACCAACGCCAGCGACGACGAGUGGUGGCAGGCCAAGCGGAUCACGGCGGAGGGCGAGGAGGAGGGCAUGGGCAUCAUACCCAGCAAACAGAGAGUUGAAAGAAAAGAAAGAGCGAGAUUGAAAAAUGUCAAAUUUACAGGCAAGAACAGUGCAAACACAGAGAAGACCCCUGCCUCGUCUGCUGCAGCCAAUGACAGGAAAAAGAAAAAUUUCUCCUUCUCGAGAAGAUUCCCGUUCAUGAAGAGCAAAGACCAGAGUGGGAGCGAAGACGUCAGUGCCGAUGAACAAGGGAACCAACACAGUGAUAGCGAAGCCAGCUAUAGAGGAGAUGAACCAAUCUUGUCGUACGAGACCGUGGUGCAGCAGGAGUUGAAGUACACGAGGCCAGUCAUCAUCCUGGGCCCGCAGAAAGACAGAAUCAACGAUGACCUCAUUUCAGAAUUCCCGGAUAAAUUUGGCAGCUGUGUUCCCCACACGACCCGUGAGCGACGCGACCACGAGGUGGAUGCCCGGGACUACCACUUCGUCAUGUCCAGGGAGCAGAUGGAGCGGGACAUCCAGAACCAUCUGUUCAUCGAGGCGGGCGUCUACAACGACAACCUGUACGGCACUAGUGUCGCCUCCGUCAAAGAAGUCGCAGAGCAGGGGAAACAUUGUAUUUUGGACGUGAGUGGGAACGCCAUCAAACGUCUACAGGUGGCCGGACUCUACCCCAUUGCUGUGUUUAUCAAACCCAAGUCUGCAGAGUCCAUCAUGGAAAUGAACAAAAGAAUAACAGAAGAACAAGCACGGAAAACGUUUGAGCGGGCCCUCAAGCUGGAGGCGGAGUUUGGCGAGUACUUCACAGCCGUGGUGCAGGGAGACACGGCCGACGAGAUCUAUGCUAAAAUCAAGGAGGUGAUCAGCGACCAGUCGGGGCCCUACAUCUGGGUGCCAGCCAAGGACAAGCUAUGAGAGAGAGAGAGUUGCUGCCCUUACCGUCGUCAUCGCC
Aplysia californica (California sea hare) is the source of this 1694-nucleotide messenger RNA. RefSeq names its product synapse-associated protein (gene SAP). Gene Ontology annotation, molecular function: kinase binding. Gene Ontology annotation, cellular component: neuron projection; neuromuscular junction; postsynaptic density membrane. Gene Ontology annotation, biological process: chemical synaptic transmission. The record is from RefSeq and is marked provisional. Lineage: Eukaryota; Metazoa; Mollusca; Gastropoda; Aplysiida; Aplysiidae.